AAAAUAUAUGUUCUGACGAUUAAUAGAAAUCGCCGCCUGUUUUUCCGAUUUCAGGUCAAUCAAUUCCACCGCUUUUGUCUCUGCUGGAUGGAACCCGAGCAACCCGAGCAAAGUUCUGGAGUCUCGGAUGUUAAUGGGCCCAAAUCGACCAAAGAUGCAACCUUAAAACCGGAUGAGAUUCUCAAGAACUUACAGAACGUAUCGUACAUCUACAGAGAAGAUAUAGUGAGAAGGAAAACCAGCUCUGGCAUUGGUAUAGUGACUGAAGUUGCGGGUGAUUCGAAUUCCGAUGGCAGCUCGACUGAUGGCGAAGGUGAUGGCGAAGAUGAUGAUGAAGAAGAAGAAGAGGAAGAAGAAGAAGAAGAAGAAGAAGAAGAAGAUGCUGAUGAGGCUGGGUCUGAUGAAGAUGCUGACAUGGAAAAAACCAAGAAUGUAGAGCAUAAUGAGAAUAAUAGCCCCAAGCUGGGCCCACUUGCAGCUGACCAGAUUAGAGUGCUCUGGAUGGAUGGGACUGAGACAGCCGAGAGCAUAAACGACGUGAAAGUCAUUGACAGAGGAUUUUUGCACGGGGAUUAUGUGGCUUCUGCCUCUGAUCCCACUGGCCAGAUAGGCAUUGUGGUUGAUGUUGAUAUCACCGUGGAUCUAUUAGCAUCCGACGGCUCGAUUCUGAAAGACAUAACUUGCAGAGACUUAUUACGAAUUAGGGAGUUCACUGUAGGUGAUCAUGUGGUGUUGGGACCCUGGCUCGGUAGAAUCGAAGAUAUUUUCGAUAAUGUGACUGUCCAGUUGGACGAUGGUUCUGUUUGCAAAGUGUUGAAAGCUGACCCGAUGCAUCUUAAGCCGGUCAUGAAGGAUGUUAUCGAUGAUGGGCAUUUCCCGUAUUAUCCGGGCCAACGAGUGAGGGCAAGCUCGUCAUCGGUUUUUAAGAAUGCCAGGUGGCUGUCUGGAAUGUGGAAAGCUAAUCGGCUGGAAGGUACGGUCACGAAAGUCACUGUUGGGUCGUUGUUUGUUUAUUGGAUUGCCUCUGCUGGGUAUGGGUCGGAUUCGGUCACAACUCCUGAUGAAGAGCAGACUCCGAAGAAUUUAAAUCGGUUGACUUGUUUCUCACAUACAAACUGGCAGUUGGGGGAUUGGUGUAUGCUUCCGUCAGGUCUGUACUCUUCGGGCGGGCUUCUGAACAAGGGAUCUUCGAAAUUAGAUUCUAAUGAUAGUGUUGAGGAAGAACGUGAACCGGUUGAAACGGGUGAUGAGUCUGAUGAUGCGGAGCUAGAAGAUGCAGAGGAGUCGGCUGGGGAUACUAAACCUACAGAAAGCAGUUCAGAGGCGGUUUCCGUGGACAAAAAUGCCGAAAAUAUUUCUGCUUCGGGUUCGAAGGAAGCUGUCGUCCACGAGACGUGGCCGCUCCACCAUCGUAAAAAGAUCCGUAAAGUGGUGGUAAAAAAGGACAAGAAACCAUCACGGAAGAAAGUGGAGAGUUUCGAACGUGCGUUCUUGAUUAUCAAUACACACACAAAAGUUGAUGUUGUCUGGCAAGAUGGCUCGAUAAAACAGAAGCUGGACUCAUCGUCUUUAAUUCCCAUUGAUAGUCCUGGGGAUCAUGAAUUUGUUGCUGAGCAGUAUGUGGUGGAGAAAGCAGCCGACAGUGAUGAUGCUGUCGAGACAAGACGAGUUGGGGUUGUGAAAAGUGUCAAUGCCAAGGAUAGGACAGCUUGUGUUAGGUGGUUGAAGCCUGUUGCUAGGGCUGAGGACCCUCGGGAAUUCGAUAAAGAGGAAAUGGUGAGUGUGUAUGAGCUCGAGGGGCAUCCUGAUUAUGAUUAUUGCUAUGGAGAUAUAGUUGUUCGGCUAUCGCCUAUUUCUUUGCCGGACAAGAUGGAUUCACAUUCUGAUGAGAACCCAAUGCUUAAUAGUUCGGAUAAUCCCGAGAGUGAGAAGGAAAGGAAUGCAGAAAAUGGGCAUGACACGUCUACUGAGUUUUGUGAUCUCUCUUGGGUUGGGAACAUCACUGGGCUAAAAGACGGUGACAUAGAAGUCACGUGGGCCGAUGGAAUGAUAUCUACUGUCGGUCCUCAAGCUAUAUAUGUUGUUGGUCGAGAUGAUGAUGAGUCCAUUGCUGUUGGCAGCGAUGCUGGCGAUGAUGGGGUUAGCUGGGAAACUGUUGAAGAUGACGUGGAUAAUGUUGAUAAUACUGAGGAACAUAGGACAAACAAUUCUGGUGAGGUUGAAAGUAAUGAGAUUGGUGCAGAAAAUUCUGGGAAUAAUGGGGCUCUCUCGAUUCCUCUAGCUGCAUUUGGUUUUGUGACCCGACUAGCAUCAGGAAUAUUUUCUAGGGGAAAAAAGCACUCGGAUGAAGAAGAUCUUGAAUCGGAUGAUUUGACUUUGGACAGAGAUCCCAAUAAUGAAUCCAGCUCACAAAAACCUAAUGAUACUGAAAGUCAAAUUUCGAACCCCAUCACCAAUUCUAAAGAGGAGGAGGAAAAUGAAGCUGCUGAGUCCUCUGAUUUGCUACAAGUUGCUGAAACUCUUUGCAGCCUAAAACUAUCACAGUUGGAUACUCCAAUGCGCGAAGAACCUAUUUCAAAAUUCAAAGGUUUUGAUAUUGUUAGAGACCCUGUUGAUCAUUAUUUUCAUGGUACACCAGGGCAGUGGCUCAAGAAAGUUCAGCAGGACUGGGACAUUCUUCAAAAUAACCUGCCUGAGGGCAUAUAUGUACGUGUCUAUGAAGAUAGAAUGGAUCUUUUGAGAGCUGUGAUAGUUGGAGCUUAUGGGACUCCUUAUCAGGAUGGUCUUUUCUUCUUUGAUUUUCUACUUCCACCGGAAUAUCCAGAUGUUCCGCCUGACUUUGAAGAGCUUGUCAUGGAGCAUUUCAAGAAGCAGGGCUACUAUAUUCUCAAGGCGUGUGAUGCCUAUAUGAAGGGUCAUUUGAUUGGUUCUCUCACAAAAGACGCUUCCAUAAGUGAUGGUAAUGCUAACUCGAAUUCAGUCGGUUUCAAGCUUAUGCUCGGCAAAGUUGUGCCGAGACUUUUUGCUGCAUUGAAGGAUAUUGGUGCUGAUUGCAAGGAAUUUGAGCAUUUGAAUCACAUUCAGUUGUAAGAAUGAUCUCAAUUGGACUGUGUGAGCAUUUUAAGUU
Messenger RNA from Striga asiatica, 3127 nucleotides. NCBI's taxonomy places the organism in Eukaryota, Viridiplantae, Streptophyta, Magnoliopsida, Lamiales, Orobanchaceae. The record is from the annotation of a GenBank genome assembly.